This is a messenger RNA of Pseudogymnoascus verrucosus, 3200 nucleotides long. It is a transcript of the gene RAD15, whose product is annotated as DNA-dependent ATPase of the nucleotide excision repair factor 4 complex. Lineage: Eukaryota; Fungi; Ascomycota; Leotiomycetes; Thelebolales; Thelebolaceae. The transcript has 11 exons. The record is from RefSeq and is a predicted model, not a curated record. Gene Ontology annotation, molecular function: hydrolase activity, acting on acid anhydrides, in phosphorus-containing anhydrides; damaged DNA binding; ATP binding. Gene Ontology annotation, cellular component: nucleus. Gene Ontology annotation, biological process: positive regulation of mitotic recombination; transcription by RNA polymerase II; nucleotide-excision repair. Bases 598 to 3033 code for a protein of 811 amino acids.
GUUUUGGCGCAGGCAUCAGUGAGAUGCGGCAAUUGCGACGGCGGAAUUCACGCUCAGUUAGGCAUGACUCGUCUUUUGGAUCCUUUUGGAUUCAUAACUGUACAUAUUCCAGCACAAUUGUCGUUUUCUUCCUGCAUUGAGCAAUACCGUCACGGGAUAUCACCCAAAGCAUCUUAGAGAGUCACACCGGGGGCACAGUAGUUCAAUAUUAAUCCGACAUCCCUGCUCCCCCAGGCCGAAGCUCCGUUUUGCCGACGUUGCGCGGUUCUUUUCGCGCUGCGCGCUAUCGCAUCAGCCACAAUCGCCCUAAUCGCCCCCAACCUCUAUCGUGUCUGCCUGAUAAACAAAAUAGGUGCGGCGUCGAUAUAUCGUAUAGCUAUAGAGAGCACAGUAUGUAUUUGAGACACUGAAGAUACAAUACUUAUAUUUGCGGUGUUUGUUGGUGGAGUCACAAUUAUUAAAGGAGUAGAAUUAAGGUGGAUAAGGCAAGUGGGCACAUGCUGCAAAGUGCUCAGGCACCACACCUCGUGCUCUAGGCGCCUCUGGAGCAUAUCAGCCAAACUUCUUGACCAAAAAACGUGACCUCGUUCACGUUCCAUGCACUUCAACCUAACAAAAUAUCAACACUUCCAUUUGUCUCCAAAAAUGAAGUUCAACAUAGAUGACCUUCCAGUUCUCUUCCCAUAUCCAAGAAUCUACCCAGAGCAAUAUGCAUACAUGUGCGAUCUCAAGAGGACCCUCGAUGCGGGGGGUCAUUGUGUCUUGGAGAUGCCCUCGGGGACCGGGAAAACCGUCUCUCUCCUUUCGUUGAUCGUGGCAUACCAGCAGUACUAUCCCGAGCACCGCAAGCUGAUAUACUGUUCACGUACAAUGUCCGAGAUCGAGAAGGCUCUUGCUGAGUUGAAAGCCCUCAUGAACUAUAGGACUGAACAGCUUGGUCGCGUGGAGGAGUUUAGAGGACUUGGUCUGACAAGUAGGAAGAACCUCUGUUUGCAUCCCUCCGUGAAGCGGGAGAAGAGCGGAGCAAUUGUCGAUGCUCGCUGCCGGAGCCUUACAGCUGGGUUCGUAAAAGACAAGAAGGAAAAGGGCGAGGACGUCGAACUUUGCACAUACCACGAGAACCUGGACCUGCUUGAACCGCAUGAUCUGAUACCAAAUGGCGUCUGGACGUUAGAUGGCAUUAUGCGGUACGGCGAGGAACACAAGCAAUGCCCAUAUUUCACAUCACGGCGAAUGAUGCCAUUUUGCAACGUCAUUAUCUACUCAUACCAUUACCUUCUCGACCCAAAGAUCGCUGAGCGUGUGUCGAAAGAGCUUUCGAAGGACUGCAUAGUAGUCUUUGACGAAGCUCACAACAUCGACAAUGUCUGUAUUGAGUCUUUGAGUACAGAUAUUACUGAGGACUCAUUACGAAAGGCUACAAGGGGGGCACAAAAUCUGGAAACCAAGAUUUCCGAAAUGAAGGAUACUGAUGCGGAGAAACUUCAGAAUGAAUAUGCCAAACUGGUCGAGGGGCUUCGUGAAGCAGAUGAAGCUCGAGAAGAGGAUACGUUCAUGUCAAAUCCAGCCUUGCCAGAUGACCUGCUCAAAGAAGCGGUCCCGGGAAAUAUUCGCCGAGCCGAACAUUUUGUUGCAUUUUUGAAGCGUUUUGUGGAAUACUUGAAGACACGGAUGAGAGUUCGACAAGUAAUUUCAGAAACACCCUUGUCCUUUUUAGCACAUCUCAAGGAGACGACAUUCAUCGAAAGAAAGCCCCUUCGGUUCUGCGCGGAGAGACUGACCUCGCUCGUUCGGACAUUGGAAUUGACAAACAUUGAAGAUUACCAACCUCUGCAACAAGUCGCUACGUUCGCUACGCUGGUUGCAACAUAUGAGAAAGGAUUUCUUCUCAUACUUGAGCCAUAUGAGUCAGAUACAGCGGAGGUUCCAAAUCCUGUUCUGCAUUUUACAUGUCUCGAUGCUGCAAUCGCGAUCAAACCGGUCUUUGACAGGUUCAGCUCAGUUAUUAUUACAUCAGGGACAUUAUCUCCAUUGGAGAUGUAUCCCAAAAUGCUAAACUUCACAACAGUUGUACAGGAAACAUAUCAGAUGACACUCGCACGGCGAUCAUUCUUACCAAUGAUUGUGACCCGCGGCAGUGAUCAAGUGGCUAUAUCUUCUGGUUUCCAAGUUCGCAACGAGCCCAGCGUGGUAAGGAACUACGGGAACUUACUUACCGAAUUCUCCAAAAUCACGCCUGAUGGUAUGGUGGUCUUCUUUCCAUCAUACCUCUACAUGGAGUCGAUCAUCAGCAUGUGGCAGGGGAUGGGAAUUUUGGACGAGGUUUGGAAAUACAAGCUUAUCCUUGUCGAGACGCCCGAUGCUCAGGAGACUUCUUUGGCGCUUGAGACUUACCGGACGGCUUGCUGUAAUGGCCGUGGAGCCAUCCUUCUAUGUGUAGCUCGCGGUAAGGUUUCCGAAGGUAUCGAUUUUGACCAUCAAUACGGCAGAACGGUGUUGUGUAUUGGCGUUCCUUUCCAAUAUACAGAGUCUCGAAUUCUCAAGGCUAGACUCGAAUUUUUGCGAGAGACAUACCGCAUCCGUGAGAACGAUUUCCUGUCUUUCGAUGCAAUGCGUCAUGCUUCUCAGUGCCUGGGUCGUGUACUGAGAGGUAAAGACGAUUACGGAAUAAUGGUUCUCGCUGAUCGUCGAUUUAUGAAAAAGAGGGCGCAACUUCCAAGUUGGAUCAACAACGCCGUGAUGGAUUCGGACACGAAUCUCAGUAUCGACAUGGCCGUCAGCAGUGCCAAGAAGUUUUUGAAGAAUAUUGCUCAGCCGUUCAAGCAGGAGGACCACGAAGGCAUCAGUACAUGGAGUGUAACCGAUCUACAGAAACACCAAGAGAAAGAGGACGAAGAGAAGAUCCGAGAGUUGCAGGAUGGUGCAGCAUUGGAAGACUUACGACACGGCAAUGAACAAGACGUGAUCAUGGGCGAUGAGUAUGGUAUGGAUGAUGAGGAGUUUGAGGCCGGCAUGAUGGAAUUAGAUGGAUAAUAAAAGGAGCGAUUUCAAUUCCGGUGUUUGGCGAAGCAUACGCGAAUAGGGUGGAUGGGUUCCCACAACAGCAACUUGGCAAAAGGUAUAACUAGAAUGGUUCAUAAAGCACGGCGUAUUAAUUCUUUAGUUACUCUCGGAGUACAACCCGAAUACUAAUUUCUGGG